UUCUCUAUACUCUGUUUUUGAUCUCUUCCUAUUACAACUAAUCUGCAUGCCAUGGGUGUGACAAGUAUUACACAGGAGUUCCUGUGCCCAAUUGCCCCGGCACGCAUGUUCAAGGCUCUGAUCAUAGACUCUAAAAAUUUGAUACCAAGGCUGUUGCCCCAGUUCAUAGCAAGCGUUGAUGUAACUCAAGGAGAUGGGGGAGCAGGAAGCAUUGAACAAGUCAACUUCACAGAAGCCAGCCAUUUCAGAUACGUGAAGCACCGAAUCGAUGAACUUGACCAAGAUAAUUUUGUGUGCAAGUACACCAUGAUUGAAGGGGAUGCAUUAGGUGACAAGCUUGACUCGAUUGCUUAUGAGGUCAAGUUUGAGGCAGCCAGUGAUGGGAGCUCAAUCUGCAAGAUGACAAGUAAAUACAACACCAUAGGGGAGUUUGAGGUCAAAGAAGAGGAAAUAAUAUCAGGAAAGAAGAGUGCUAUGGGGAUAUACAAAGUUGUGGAAGCCUACCUCUUGGAGAACCCACAUGUUUAUUCUUGAGUGCUAUGGGGAUAUAUAGUUACAACUAUUUAAUUCUAUAUAUACGUAAACAAUAUAUACUGCUGCAAAUUCAUUGUUUAGGAACCUUGUGAACCCUUCAUCAAGGGUUGCCAUUAUAAUUAAUAAAACAAGAAUAUUGUAAUUUGUAA
This is a messenger RNA of Prunus dulcis (almond), 683 nucleotides long. Its product is annotated as major strawberry allergen Fra a 1.08-like. Lineage: Eukaryota; Viridiplantae; Streptophyta; Magnoliopsida; Rosales; Rosaceae. Gene Ontology annotation, biological process: abscisic acid-activated signaling pathway; defense response. The transcript is spliced from 2 exons. The record is from RefSeq and is a predicted model, not a curated record. Gene Ontology annotation, molecular function: protein phosphatase inhibitor activity; abscisic acid binding; signaling receptor activity. The coding region runs from base 52 to 534 and encodes 160 amino acids. Gene Ontology annotation, cellular component: cytoplasm; nucleus.